Messenger RNA from Brassica napus (rape), 4038 nucleotides. RefSeq lists its product as uncharacterized. Bases 880 to 3672 code for a protein of 930 amino acids. NCBI's taxonomy places the organism in Eukaryota, Viridiplantae, Streptophyta, Magnoliopsida, Brassicales, Brassicaceae. The record is from RefSeq and is a predicted model, not a curated record. Gene Ontology annotation, molecular function: zinc ion binding. The transcript is spliced from 3 exons.
UGUUAGAUACAACUGAUUGAUUUAGAAACUGGUAGAUAGUCAAGAUUUUGAGGGUUUUUUGGAUUAUAGAUAUGAUGGUGGUGGUUAUGAAAGGCGUUUUCAAUCGUUCUGCUGAUAAUGCGUUUAUGUUUCUCUGUUAAUGGAGUUUUGUAGCUGGCUGUUAUGGAUAGGUUUGGGCAUUUGUAACCGAAUCUGAUAUCCGAAUUGAACCUGAACUAAGACCCCUGUAUCUGAUCCUAUUUGUAAAAAAUGAAUCCAAAAAUUUGAAUUAAAACACGCUAAAAUGAGUAUUCUAAACCUGAUAAAUACUUAAAAUAUGUAAUUUCAUAUUUUACAUUUUAAACGCAUUAUCCGUUUUACAUUUUAUAAGACACAGAGCUAAUCCAUUUUACAUUUUAAAAACGAGAAAUCUGCCAAAAAAACACUGAACUUUGCGGGAAUUGCCAAAAGAAACCUGUACUCGAACCUGACCAAUAAAACCCCGAUUUUUUGUUGACGUUUUUAGUUAAUUCAAAAACUUACGGUUGACUAACCAAAUUAACACACCGUUAACCGACAGUUAAGACAGUGUUAACUCACCGUUAAUUAUUGCCGUUUAGUGAAACUACGUCGUUUCAUUCAGUUGUUUUGUUAAACACAAAAUCUCAAGACGACGUCGUUUUGCUUAAUUAAAAUUGUUGUUGCUGCCUGGACUCGAACCCGUGCACUCGUGGUCGUAAGGGGGUAUUGCCACUGAGCUAGUGGACUUUUCGGAAGGUUAUCACACAUGUUUAUUUUUAUUGAUCAAAAGAUGUGUUUGAUUGCAAUCAAACAAAAUGAAACCCGUGUUUGAACGUAACCCUAAUUUCUCAAAUCGAUUUGGGGAUUUCUCUUGUAGAGAUGGUAAAGACGAAGUUCACAAGGAAUGGAAAGGAGGUAAUGAUUUUCGGAGCGAUGAGGAAUUUCGAUUACGGGAGUGACGAAGCGGUUCAAGAGUCGAAGAAGGGUGGAGAACGCGAUGCUUCUGUGAGUUUGCCAUCGCUGGAGAGAUCGAGGAUUCGUAAAAGCGUUGAAGGGAUAUCGAUGUUGGCAUCUACAGAGGUGUCGAAGGCGUCGAAGACUAGGCGGGGAACUUCAUAUGGGUCGCCUGCGUCAUCUCCGGAGAAGACCACGAGGAGGGGAACUUCAUAUGGGUCGCCUGCGUCAUCUCCGGUGAAGGCCACGAGGCGUGGUUCAACUCUGUCUCCUAGAGUUUCGAAGAAGCAGAAGGUAAAUGUGGCUCCUUCUGGUGAUGACAGAGAAGAAUGGCCAGAGACUGAGAUGUUGGCAUCAACAGUUGCGAAGAAGACAAGGCGGGGAACUUCAUCUGGCGGGUCGCCUGUGUCUCCUAGACAAUCGAAGAAGCAGAAGGUAAACUCGGAGAGGAGUCUAGGUGAUGAUGGUGAUGACAGAGAAGAAUUUCUCCAGAUUGAGGAAUUUGGGGAUAUAGGUGAUGAUGGUAGGGAAGAUGAGAACGGUAUUGCUGGCAUUGAGGAAGUUGGUUGUACAGAUUUGAGUCUUUAUUUUGGUGAUAAAGCAAAAAAUGAUGACUGUGAGGUUGAUGAAGACGAAGGCGAUGAUGAUGCAUGGGAUGAUGAUAAAAUCCCUGAUCCUCUGUCAUCAGAUGAUGAGAAUGAAGAGGAGAUGAGACCUGCGCAAGCUUACAGAGAAGACACUGAUCCAGAGGAGCUCCUUCAGCUAGGCAAGACAUUUUCAGAUGCUGAGGACUUCAAACAUGCUUGUCUGAGGUAUACCCUGAAAACCAGAUACAACAUCAAGUACUACAGAUCCAGUAGCUUGAAGAUGGGUGCAAAAUGUGCCGCUGAGAUGAGAGAUGAUGAGGCUCCUUGUCCCUGGAUGGUCUACUGUUCGUAUGAUAGGAGGAAACAGAAGUUGAUGGUAAAGACAUACGUCAAUGACCAUAAGUGUGAGAGGACAGGGUAUUCGAAGAUACUUAAGAGGUCAGCAAUUGCAAGUCUAUUUGCUGAGAGGUUAAGGCUGAAUCCUAAGCUCACGGCAAAGGAGAUACAAUCUGAGAUAUUGAGGGAGUAUAAGAUGGAAGUUUUAGAAAACUCAUGCAUUAAGGCCAAGACGAAGGUGAUGAAAGAAAGGAGGAAGACCCAUGAGGAGCAUUUUGAUAAAAUCUGGGAUUACCAAGCAGAGAUAUUGAGGAGCAAUCCUGGAUCAACCAUGGAAAUUGAGACCAUACCAGGAGCCACGGUUGGAACCAAGCAGCGGUUCUACAGACUCUACAUGUGUUUCCAAGCACAAAAGGAAGCAUGGAAGAAGACUUGUAGGCCUGUUAUUGGCUUAGAUGGAGCAUUUUUGAAAUGGGACAUCAAGGGACAGUUGUUGGCUGCGGUUGGAAGAGAUGGAGACAAUAGGAUUGUCCCUAUUGCUUGGGCUGUAGUGGAGAUAGAGAAUGAUACAAACUGGGAUUGGUUUGUGAAGCGUUUGGCCUUGGAUUUGGGAUUGGAAAAUGGGAACGGCUUUGUUAUAAUGUCUGACAAACAAAAGGGAUUAGUGAAAUCAGUUCAUACCCUCCUUCCAGAAGCUGAGCAUAGACAGUGUUGUCGCCAUAUCUACGAGAACUGGAGGAAAUGUGGAAAAGAUCUAAGGUUACAGAGGUUCUUCUGGUUCAUUGCAAGGAGCUACACUCCUGGUAUGUUCAACUACAACAUGGACGAGCUUAAGAACUAUGAUCCUGGCGCACAUGCAUCUCUGAUAAAGACAAAGCCAGAGACUUGGUCUAGAGCUUUCUUCAAGAUAGGCUCCUACUGCAAUGAUAAUCUGAACAACUUGUGUGAGUCCUUCAACAAGACCAUCAGGGAGCCUAGGAAGAAACCUCUGCUAGACAUGUUAGAGGAGAUAAGGCGUCAAUGUAUGACUAGGAACUACAAUAGGUCUAAGAUGGCUAAGGACAGGAAGACUAGGUUCACCCCGAAGACACAUAAAGAGUUAGACAGGGUUGAGAAGAAGUCAAAAGAAUGUAGUAUGCGUUGGGCAAUUGGGCCAGAGACUGAGGUGGAAGAUAGAGACCAGUCAUAUGUGGUGAAUUUGGAGAAUGAGACUUGUGCAUGUCGAAGCUGGCAAAUGAAUGGUAUUCCAUGCAUCCAUGCUGCUAAGGUCAUCCUUGGCGUGGGAAGAAAACUCUCUGAAUUUGUUGCUCCUUUCUACACAACCUCUAAGUGGCGUGAAACCUACAGUUUUGGGAUCAGACCUGUAAAUGGGAUGAUAGAGUGGCCUCGGACCAAUAGAUUAGGUGUGAUUCCACCACCUAAUCGAAAUGGCAAGCUUGGUAGGCCUAAAAACCAUGAUCGAAAGAAGGGAACCAAUGAGACAGUGUCUACUACCAAGCUGAGUCGUGCGAACAGGGUAAUGACAUGCUCUAAUUGCAAAGAAGAAGGGCACUACAAGAAUACAUGUCGGAAGGCUUUUGUUGAGAGCCCACCUAAGAAACCAAGAGGCAGACCAAGGAAAUAUCAGGGACUACACUUUGGCGAGUCACAAGCUCAAUCCUCAGAAGCUCAAACCUCACAAAAUCAAUCCUCACAAGCUCAAGCAUCACCAUGGGAAGUUCCUCAAUCUUCAGAAGGUCAAUCCUCACAAGCUGAAGCAUCACAGACAGCAUCGUGGGGAAGAUGGUUUUUUUAGAUGCUUGUGUGUUGUUUAUGAUGGUCUCUGUCUGAAUGCUUUCGUUGUCUGUUGUUUAUGAUGGUGUCUCUGUCUGAAUGCUUUUGGAACAAGAACUACUUUUUUCUUUCUUCUUUUCCUGCUGUUUUAAUUUGAAACUCUCAAUGAAGAUAGUCUUGGUUAUUAUCUUUGUGUUUUCAUCAUGUUGUUUAUCUUGAUGGUCUGUUCAAUGGUGCAUUUGUCCUUCUAUAAACAAUCAAGAAGUAAAACAUAAACAUUACUGAAACAUUGUCUUAAAACAUAGCCUUACAUGAACCAUGAUUCUUACAUAAACAUAGCCUUACAUAAACAGUCUCUUAGUAGCUAUUCAUAGACAACCCAUCUGCU